AGAAGGACGCGUAAACGCGUCGGUCGCGUUUCGCGGUCGAUCGGUCGACUUGUGUCAGGAAAGCGCGAUGUCGCGGAUCGUCGCUCGCGUUUCCCCUCACUUUCCCGUCUCGCGCGCGCGGUUCCGCGAUAUUCGCGCGUACGCUCGUCGCGAAUCGACGUCGUUUGACCGGUGUCGAGACGAACGAAACGCGUACGCGACGGUCCUCGGCGCGCGCGACGAUGCUUCCGCGUCGAAUCCCGCCGACUCCCGUCCCUUCGUAACGCAUGACGCCGCGUCGCGCCGCUUCCGCAUUGUGUACGUUUCGACGACGAUGUGUGUGCCCGCAUAUUUCCCUCUCUGUUAAUCGCAUCGACUGCAUACGGUCGUCCGUUUCUCUCUCUCUCUCUCUCUCUCUCAUCUUCCCCUUUCCCCCGUCAUAUCUCCCUCGCCGCGAGCGCAUCGUCUUUGCGUCAGGUGUGUGCUGUUUGUAUCUCUGCGUGAGUGCGUGCGUAUUUAUGUAUACAUGUGUGUCUGCGCGUGUGAGACUGGAGCGUGUGGGAAUUGUUUUGGGAAUGUCACUCUUAUGCAUCUGUUUUCGUCUUUCCCGUUUUUUUUCCCCGUUUCUCCUAUCAUCGUGUGUCGCGCGGUCGACUGUCGCCGCGUGUGCGUGCGAGUACGUGUGCGUAUGCGUGCGUGUUUGAGCGUCAAGAGCAGCCCGCCGAUGUUCGUCGCCCGGCUUCGACCAGUGUCAACGUGUGACGCCGAUGUACGUUUUGGGACGCACCGCCACGUCGAGGACGCUACGUCGAAAAUAUCCACGAGCGUCGUGACACCUGGACCCAGCGACGUUCGGAAGAUGUGGUGGUGUCGGGCGCGGUGCGAAACAUCAAGAAAGGUAUCAAAAUGGGUUGUUUUGGGAGCAAAGACAAGUUGAGCAAGGAAGAUAUGGACUUCCUCAAGUCGCACACGCGAUACGAUGAAGCCACUAUAAAGGAAUGGUACAAAGGUUUUAAACAAGACUGUCCUAACGGCAGGUUAACGCCGGCGAAAUUCGUCGACAUGUACAAAAUGUUCUUCCCGUCCGGCAACGCGGAGGAAUUCUGCGAUCAUGUUUUCCGCACAUUCGACAUGGAUAAGAAUGGCUACAUCGAUUUUAAGGAAUUCCUAUUGGCGAUCGACGUGACGUCCAGCGGUACACCGGAAGAAAAACUGAAAUGGGCGUUCCGUAUGUACGACGUGGACGGUAACGGCGUUAUCGAUAUGCAAGAAAUGACGAAGAUCGUCCAGGCGAUAUACGACAUGCUCGGCGCGUGUUCGAGCAAUAGACCGGCGGACAGCGCGGAGGAGAGGGCGAAGAACAUAUUCGCAAAGAUGGACGAGAACAACGACGGGCAGCUGACGCAAGACGAAUUCCUGAAGGGCUGCCUCCAGGACGAGGAGCUGUCGAAGAUGCUCGCCCCUUAAUCCCGACGUCGCCUUCUUUCCGGAGCCGCCGACGCGCGAUCGUAAACGAGGAUACACACCACUACCACUAGUUCUCAUGACUCUCCCAAAAUUCAACGACAACGGAACGUCAACAGUAAGCCACCACCAAAGUCGACACUCGCAUACACACGCGCCAUCGUUCAACACGUACACGUACCGAAUAAAAUACCGAGAAAAUUUCCAAUUAAUUAUGACGUAUACGCUAUAUUAUUAUGGCGAUUCGACAACAAGUCCCGUCGCUCGUGUCCGAUGGGAGGACACGAACCGUGAUAAGAUGGCAAGAGAUCGAGGAAAAUGAUCAAGGAUGAUCGAUGAACGAAAAGGAGGGACAACGAGUCGAAUCGAGUCUUGCUCGAAUUUGAAAAAGGGAAAAGUUUUCAAGGGGAUGGCGCGCUGUACGCGCAGAUCUUCGUUCGGACGACAGUAAUACGAUGGUGAUAAUCGGACCUAGGAAAAGAUAGCCUCGCGAACACACGGAGAACGGAGGAACGACGUCACUGGUGACGACGAGGGAUCUAAUUAGCAUUUUGUGAAAGCCCUGCUGUCCAUUUUGCGAACUCAUCGUCGACAAGUAGGGUGAAUCCUGCACUCACACGCUGGUUCGUCGUGCGAAUUCAGGAAUUUCCUCGGACCGGAUGGAAUUAAUCAGGGGGGCAGAGGCGAGGGUGUUGGAAUGUUCAGUUCUCUCGGGAGAGGAAAGUGACAACGUUGGUCGUCACGGAGGAUCGCCGGUGGCUUUCAAAGCUCGCGCUUGCACCGACAAUUUGGCUUAACCGGUCCUAGACGUGCGGCAUUCGUCGUCUCUUUCCGACGAAACUAUACUCCCGUCUAAUAAUACAGACGAAGAGCAUAAAUUAAUCCUCUGAUGCGCUUCAGGAGACAUAAGGACUUUCGUAGUUCCGUACAAUUUCGCACAGAAGUGACUUUGGAGAUAUUAAUAUCGCGAUUCUAAUUUCACUCCGGAUUUAUCAAUAGCGCCCAGAAGUUGGUCAGAUCUCGCGGUGGAUCUUACUAGAUGCCUAUUGUUUUCGCGAGCGCUUUAAUCUCGUUAUAAUAGAGAAUUAGGGUAAAUAAUUCAAGCGCAUCAUACAUUAAUUCGCUUCAAAUUGGAUUGUUGGAUUGUUACGGACAGAUGUUUGCAAGUAUUUACACAAGCACUUGAUCUUCUCUCUCUAUAGUGUCAUUUAUAUAUAAAACGGAGCAAAUUUUUAUGUACGCACAUAAAGCGUAGGAUAGGAAAUAUCUCAAAUGUAUUUGAAUAAUUUCAAAACCAACUAUACGAUUUAAUCCGAUUUGAGUCUCGUGAAUUCUCCGUUGAAUCAUUGCACGGCGCUUGUUUUUCUAAUCCUAUUCAUAUAUUUGAACAGCUCAAAGCCAAACUGUGAUUUGAAUCUCGUGUAAGUUAUUGUUUGAUGGCCAUCAUUAAUCUUCAUUUCAUUCCAUUCCACUCCAUUUCACAAGAUUCCACUGCUCCGCAAAGUUCCGUUCAUCAGAUUACGCUCUAAGAGUCGCAUCAAUUUACUCUCUCUCUCUCUCUCUCUCUCUCUCCCUCUCUCGUUCGAUUAUACUUUUAAAUAAAAACUUGUUCAAAUAAAAUGAAGAAAAAAUAGCGCAUCAGAGGAUGAAUCAGGACCAGGAUUAACCAAAGCCGGUGCAGUCGGUUUGAAAUCACCCGAGGCGAUCUUCUCGAUGGACCAGGAACGGAGAAUCUCGCGUGAAUCAGACAAGUGAGUGAGGAAGCGAAGAUCCGCUCGUCGCCAAGUCGCCCGUCGUAGAAUCUAAGAGACGAAUGCGAGAGACACUUGCGUGCGCGUGUCGCGAUCGCACGCACGUCCCACUUUUUCAGGCCUCUGCACGGAUCGAUCGUAGGUCGACGUAAGAUCGACGUGUUGUUGCGCCGAUACGGGCCCUGUCGUCCUGACCGUUCGCCGCGCGAGGUGGCAACACAACGAAUUGCGCGAAUUACGAGGUAAACGUCGAGGUAAUUAGAUAGAGGGGACGGGGGGAGCAAUAUCGCUUAAGAGAAGAUACGUUAAUUUUAUAUCGGUGCGGCCCGAUGUCGAGAGAGCCCUACGUCGGUUGCAUCGUCGACCAGCACGCGCGUCAUCCUAGGCUGCAAUCGAUACUGGAUACAGCAGUUAUUACGUGCAACGGAUGUGGUCUAGUAUUCAGUACGGUUCAUGUGUAUCCGCUGGAUUUCCGCGAGACACGCGGCGUGGAUUAAGCAAAUGCCACGAAACUUUGGGGGGGAGAAGUUUUAUAAGGCGAUAAAAGGGGGAGUCAAUUUCCGGACGGCCAAAAUUUCCGUACAAACUACGCGAUUUUAAACCAUUCUUCGCCGUUGCGCUUCGCUAUUUCGUCUCGCUAUUGUUCCUCCCGAAAUUACUUACACAUGUGUACUAGAUUUUCCGACGUGUAUGUAUCCUGAUUAUCGCGAGAAAGUCGUAUAGAGCACGUGUAAUUGGCGUUAUAAAGAUACGAACAAAUCAUAAUCGUCUAGAUGUAGCAUCUCGGUUAACUUUAAUCUAAUCUUUAUCGAUUCUCCGUCUUUUUUUAGAGAAUUAAAAAAAGGACAAGGAGCUAAAUCAGCCUGCGGUCAAAGUUAACUGACAUUUGACGAAAUCGAUUUUCCCGUAAUGAUGAUUGACAUAUUUUCUACGCGUAAUAAAUAAUACGAUACGACUUUAAUCAUUAUCACAUACGGAUGUUACGUAAUCUUUACAUCACAUCGUAAUUAUGAAAAGCGGAAAGCAAAAAAUGUCAAGUCCACUUAUCGCGCCAAUCGAUAUAAAGAGGAUCAAUCUGAUAACCACAUAAUGGCCGUCUUAAUCCAAUCGACAGCGUGCUCGUCGACGCUCACAAAUGUUUCCGAUGCUUUUCACCGGAUCGAAGGCUCCUCGAUUUCUUUCUUCUAUUUUCCUUUCUCGUACAUACACACACAUAUAUAUGUAUAUCUUUAUGUAGAAUAUAUUUGACAUAAUGGUGCCCGCGAGAAACACAGUGUGCUCCGGGGUUAAUGUGGUUCGCGCGUGUAUAUAUUUUAAGAUUUACGAACAAAGAUCUGUAUCGAAUACAAUAACGUAACCGUAUGACGUUUCUCGCAUACGUUAUGCUUCGCAUGAAAAUGCACAGACGGUAUUUGUUCUAUCUCGCGUCGAGUCAAGGUAAGUUAUCUCAUCGAAGAGUAUUUUCGAAUUGAACGGAAUUUCCUUGAAUUCCGAGUAUUUGCAUAAGAAAUGUCGCCUCUUUAAAACCAAAAGGAAAUAUCUCAAGCUGAAAUCUCUCUUACAGAAUGCGCGUGAUUUCUAUUCUUCCUUAAGGAAGCAGUUUUGGAAAACGCUUUCUCAUAAUGCACAGAAUUAACUGCACGUAUGCCGUAUGCAUAUUUAGGCAUGAUUGGUUUCAAGAAAGCAAUAGUUGAGUCCGCGGUACACCCACAUAUAUACAUGUAACGUCAUCAAUUUAUCCUCUCGAACUAUCGUGUACACCGUUGUAAAUGUUCCACUGCAUGUUGGGACGCACGUUGCAGAUUGCUUGUAAUUGCCUCGUUACCUGGUUCCGAUAGUUUUGAGAUAUGUCUUGUGGUUUGCACGAGCCACAAGCGGUAUCAGAAAAUCUUUUUCUUUUCACUAUUACUCAUAUAAUGAUGAAUUCUUUCAUGUGCACACAGAUUUUUUUGAAACUUUGCGAUGAAGGUAAAAUAACAUAUGUGUUUAAAAAUCUUUUUUCUUUUUUCUUCAAGAAAAGUCCACGAAGAUUCAGAAUUAUUGUUGACUCUCAGUGAUAAUUCAUCUUCAAGGUUAAAAUUAAACAAGGACGAGAAUAAAUUAAAAUAAAAAAUAGAUUGUAAUUUUUAUCUAUAUUAAAUAAUAUGUAGAUUUUCGUAUUUAUGUUAAUUAAUAAGUCCAGCGAGACAUAUUCUCUGGGUCACGUUAGAGAACACGCGUCACAAGCUUCCAUCGAACAAGGAAACCAGCAACGACACGUGCAAGCGAUAUGCCGUGAAACUUUAAAGAGAAUUGAUCAAGCAGCUGUUGUGCGAUAUAAGGGACAAACUUGAUUUGAGGGUGUAAAUGCCACCGAUAAUUGUUAUCGCUAUUCACGGCGAGCUACCGGGCAACUUUUUUUGUCAUGUAGCGUUGCAUGUGGCGCGGUAAAUUCUCACGUACUAAGCGGCUUAAGUCGCGCUUGCAACACAUUGUGAUCCGUGCGGAUUUCUAGGGGAUAAAAAAAACCCAUUGCACUGAUUCACAAGCUUUUUGUUCUUGAAUCUACUAACGAUCGAAUAUAUAUAAAAUUGACUAGAUAAUUAGAACAAAUAUUAAUUUUCCGAUUUCAAUUGUGCGUGUUUUUAUUAUUAAAUAUAGACUACAAUUAUAAAGAAUUUUGAAGUACGACGCAAAAAUCGGAGUAAUUGAGGAAUGCUUGAGAAAAAGAUUUUAUAAAAUAUCAAAAUACACAACUUAGCUUUCUCUGUAAACUGCAAAUAUAAACUAUUGUGUGUUGAGAUAU
Camponotus floridanus (Florida carpenter ant) is the source of this 5979-nucleotide messenger RNA. RefSeq names its product neuronal calcium sensor 2. The transcript has 6 exons. The record is from RefSeq and is a predicted model, not a curated record. Gene Ontology annotation, molecular function: calcium ion binding. NCBI's taxonomy places the organism in Eukaryota, Metazoa, Arthropoda, Insecta, Hymenoptera, Formicidae. The coding region runs from base 886 to 1446 and encodes 186 amino acids.